AUGAUCCUGUACAUCUUGACAUUGUUGUUCUACAGACCAGAAGCCCCCAUCUUCCUCGAUGUGGUCUGCAUAGACCAGGUGAAUGCAAAACGCAAAGCACGGGCAUUACUGAGCAUGGGUGCGUUCCUAAAGGCUUCUCGCUCAAUGCUGAUUCUUUGGGAUGCCACGUAUAGCGAUCGUUUGUGGACAAUGUUUGAGGUUGCUGCGUUCUUGCACAGCCGUGAGAAGGGCGAGACGCCAAAAGUCGUUUUGAGGCCCACGAUCCUAGGCCCUUGCUAUCUCGUGCUAACGCUGACUUUGAUCCUCGUUCUCACCAUUGGUGACAAUGUCGCUUGCGACCUCUCGGCCAGCAGCCGCUACGUAGUGUGGGCAUUUCAAUUUCUGAUUUGCUGCUGCGGCCUGUCCGUGAACAUAGCCGCUUUCAGGGCGUAUUUUCGAUCAGUGAGUGAUUCCCAGGAGAAGCUGGCGAGCUGGCGGCUUGCAGAUGUGAAAUGCGCUUGCUGCGACACCGGACAUGUUCAUGGCGGUGGAAUCUGCGACCGAAAGGUUGUACUGAAGUGCAUCCACCAGUGGUUCGGCAGUCUUGACAAUUUUGAAUCCCGCGUGCGAACGGAGAUCAGGGAGACUUUUGUGCACGAGCAGUCCAGGCAACCCUUCACCUAUGGCCAAGUUGUAGCUGUUCUUGCCCCAGUUAUCUGGAGCUACCUGGACAGAGCCUCGGCACAUGCUCGCUUCACCUCGUGGGAUCCAUGGUUGCAGGCGGCAAGUCAGGUCGCAAGAGGACUGGCUUGGUGGUUGGUGCUGAUCCAGUUUCGGCUGGCAUGUCGCUUCCAGAGAGAGUGCAGAUGGCCACGAUGCGACCCCUUCCUGAACUUGCUGCCGCUCAUGGCUGUUGUGCUCGUCCUUUUUCUGGGGGUUGUGGCAGAGCAACUAUUCUUCAAGCUCACCUUCAUUAGGCCCGGACACGAAGACAACAUGCUCUUGUUCGCCCUGAUUGUGAUCCCUCUAGCCUGGUUGCUUUACAGAUAUGUUGGGGCCGGACCAAGGCUGGUCCAAGCGGAGAGUACCAUAAGUGCAUGA
This is a messenger RNA of Symbiodinium sp. CCMP2456, 1080 nucleotides long. NCBI's taxonomy places the organism in Eukaryota, Dinophyceae, Suessiales, Symbiodiniaceae. The record is from the annotation of a GenBank genome assembly.